Molecule: messenger RNA, 7166 nt
Organism: Gasterosteus aculeatus aculeatus (three-spined stickleback)
Lineage: Eukaryota; Metazoa; Chordata; Actinopteri; Perciformes; Gasterosteidae
Gene: strc1
Product: stereocilin 1
Biological process (GO): cell-matrix adhesion
Cellular component (GO): cell surface
Source: RefSeq, a predicted model, not a curated record
CCAAUGGGUGCAUAUUACUUCUUGGCUUGAGUAGCAUAGAACGGUUCCAAACAGUUUUAUUGUGAAGUCUUAACUUUUUGCUUUCAGCGCCUUUUUGUAUUGUUUAAAAUGAACCAAUAUUUUAUAUGUACAAAAUAACCUGUGGGAGCCAUUUAAUUUAGAGGCUUUCUUUAAACGCUCGCGAACGUUUUCAUUCAGUAAUUAUUUAGGUGACUUUUUUAGAAAUCCAUUUGGAAGUUUACAGAACUUUAAUGGAGUGCAGUUGAAAUGGAUUCUGCAGAGAGCGGCUCCUCGCACAGGACUCUGCUUUCAGCCGCAGGAGUUAAUCGAUACACUGCGUUAAUAAUUCACCACCUGUGACCGGAAUCCUUUGCGUGGUUCACAGCCCCCCCCUCCCUCCUCCCCCCGUCAUGAGGUGUGUGGGGCCUCAGGAGGAGCUGCUGCCUCUCAGAAGUGGCCCCGUGAGAGCGAGAGAUCAUCACACAGGAAGUCUGAUGGAGGAGCGACAGCUUGUUGAACGCUAACUUGUGAACUAAUAUGAUGCCUGUUCUUCUGAUUGGGCCGAAUAUCUCUGCCACAUCAGCAAACCAGAAGGACGGCAGUUUAUUGUUGUUAGUAUCUGGAGCGGUGGCUUGUUUUUCUUGAAGACACUUACAAUGUGGUCCCCUGCUGCACGCACGGUGUGCAUCUUGGUUGGCAUCAUGUGUGCUGUCAGACACGUGUCCUCACAGCCCGUUUCAAUACAAAGGAAAUCGGAGCAAACUACUGACGAUUCCAUCAAAUUACAGGAAGACAUCCAGAAAGUUAUUGAUCAAACCCUCUCCGCGUCUCGUGGAGACCGAAACACGCGCAUCUCCGGCGCCUCGGACGCCAGCGCGCACUCCGCGGCGCUCACUGACCUGGCGAGGGGACGAUUCCUAGACGACCUUCCCAGAACCCUGGUGUGUCUCCUCUCCGGGAGGCCGGACUGCGGCCCGCAGGCCGAGAUGACCGAGGCCGCGCCUCUGGAGCUGGACGGCGGGCCGCUGCUGGCGCUCGUGUCCGCCCUGACGGGCUCCGGCACGUGCGCCCCGGGGGCCGCGGGCGGGCUUCCGCGGGCCGUUGUCGGCGUCCUCUCGGGCCUGCCGCUCUCCGGGGCCCUGCUGAGCGGUUUGGUGGAUGCGGCUGUGGCGCACAUGUCUAACUUCAUGGGGACGCUGCUCGGAACGCCGAUGUACUACAUCAAAAUAGCUCUACAGCUCGGAAUCAGAACCCCGUCUUUAGAUGGACAACAGACCUGUGAGCAAGGAGAUCUCAAGCAGCUCAUUAUGUGGGGAAUGAACCACAAUGUGAACUGGUCCUUCUCCAAUUCCAUCACCGACAUCCUGCUGGAUGUCCUCUUGCCUCCAGCACAGGCCGCCUGCUACCCGGGGUCAGACUGCCCGAGCCCUCCCACUGUGCCCUUCCAACGGGGCAGCGCCUCGGAGGCCAGAGACGACGUCCUGCUCAAAUGCGACCGGCGGAACCUGGCGGCGCUCAACGACACGCUGUGCGCCGACAUCCUCGCGGGGUCGAGACCCGGGGCAUCCGCCUCUGUGCUCACCUUUUGCCGGGCGCUGGGCUCCCUCGGGGCCGAGCAGAUGGAGCGGGUGUGGAGCAACGCGUGCCACGUCACUCAAACGCUGGUGUCUCCGCUGCUCGGCCGUUGGUCCGCCUGCGGCGUUGGGGAGGCCACCCCUCCCCCGGCGACUCCCGCUGCUCCUGCGCCUUACCGGCGGGUCAGAGAAGCCUCCAACCUCAAGCUGCUGGCCUGUAACUACAACAGCUGGGCCGAGGACGGGCCGGUGGACGCUGUUCUCAUCUCACUGUGCAGCGACAACCAACGCGAGGAGUUUGUCAAGCAAGUGUGUGGCGAUGCUUCGCUCAUGAGAAAGCUGCUGCCGGAUCCGCUGAACCGCUGGCUGUACGGGUACUGUGCCAACGCCUCUGCGGACCCCGGCUACCUGGCGAGCCAGUUCUGCGUCUACGAGCAGUGGGUCGACCAGCCCUCCGUGCCGGUGGACCCCUCUUUGCUGGGCUUCUGCAUGAGCCUGGACGGUCCCAGGUUGACCGCGCUCAUGUGUGAGCACAUCCCGUUGUUCAUGCUUCUAUUCUCCGACCCUGCAAACGGGCAGUUCAUGCCCAACUGCACAAACAGGCCGCCUCCACCGCCGUUCCCCAACGUGGGUUCACCGUUACUGGAGUCUUGUCGUUACUCAGAGUGGCACGAUCUGAUGCAAAUCACCUUCGAGGUUUUGUCACACUGCAUCGGCCUCGAUCAGAGUGGUUUCACUAAAGAGGUUUGCGCGAACAAAACCUUCCUGAACAGUCUGCUGCGUAAUCCACAAAACGCUUGGCUUGAGAGUCACUGCAACUCCUCUCUGGCCUUUCUACGCCCCGAGCCGACGGAGCACACCAGCAUGACUGGGUGGUGCGACUACCAGACGUGGGGACAGCGGCGGGUGGACGACUCGGUGGUCGCCCUCUGUUGGCAGCAAGACCAGCUGGCUUUUCGGAAGAAUGUCUGCUGCAAGGCGUCUGUGAUCGAAAAUCUGUUACAGGACCCUCUGAACCAGUGGCUGAAAUCAGUCUGCGCCGACAUGAAGGAAAUAGAGGAAACAUCGGUGUUACCGCAGUUGUGCAGGUACUCUGAGUGGACGCGUCCCAUCAUCGUGGACAUGACUGAGCUCGCUCUCUGCACUGAGAUCGACCCGCUUAACUUCACCUCGCAAGUCUGCGCCAAAGACACAGUCCUCCAGAACCUGUUGGCCAAUCAGGACAACACCUGGUUAAUAAAAUACUGUAACAACCAUUCAAAUCCAGGCCUGUUUCCAGGUGGAAGUGGGGCACUGGGAGCGGGCCCGACUGGAUUCAACCCAGCAGAUCAGUGCCAGUACUCCAGCUGGAGCGUCGCCCUGCCAGAUGCGGCGCUCCUGACCCUCUGCUGGGAGCGCGACCAGAGCAGCUUCGUCUCCUCCAUCUGUCCCAACACUGUUCUCCUCCAUUUGCUCUCCUCGGAGCCCUCGAGCGCGUGGGUCGGCAACAUGUGUGCCACCUACACCAAACACAACGCUGCUACAGCCAACAAUAGCACCACCACCACCACCACCACCACUGCUAGUCCCAAUUUCUGCCUGGCCAAAAGCCUGGUGAGUCAGUUCAACUGGAACUGCUCAGCCGACUUCACCUCAGCCUGCCGGCCCGGCGCCAGUCAGAAUAUGGCGCUGCAGAUGGUGGUGCGCUGCUGGGUGGAGGGUCUGAGCUCUAGGGUGGGUGCUCUGCUGACUCCUCCUGUGGCCAAAGUGUUGGAGGAGGCAGCCAGCACUACUGUGGUGAUCCUGUUGGCCCUGGAGGAGGUCCAGAACACCUCCCUGCACGUCACCGAGAACAUACGACAGAGCGUUUUAACGUCUGUGGAUCGCUACUUUGACACGGAGAACAACGCGGACGAAAAGAGCGUGUUGCUGCAGUGCUUUGGGAGAGUCUUAACUGGCCUGAUGCAGACAUCGAGAGACGUGACCAGUGAGGAUAUGUUCAUAAAGGAGUACUUCAGUCUACCGCCGAGCAGCCUGGGCUCUGUGCUCGGCGCAGCUCACAUCACCACCGUCAGACUGAUCCUCCAGUACUACAGCGGGAACAAGAACACGCUGAAGUUGCCCGAUAAGUACGUGGCCACCAUGCUGUCAGUGCUGUUCCAGACCCACCUGGUAAAGGAGGCCAGUCUCUUCCCCGAGCUGCUGCCGCUGGUGGCUGCGGCGAGCCCUGCCGACAUCGAAGCUUUGCCCUCGGUGCAGGACAACGUCAAUGUGAGGGAGACCAUUAACAGACACCUGCAGGCCAUGACUCUGGAGCGGAGGCGGGCCUUCGGCAUGUGGUACAGCAGAGUUAUGCCCCCCUCCCUCAUCAUCAGUGCUAAUCAGUCACUCAUCAGGGACACGGGAAACCUGAUCGCCUACCUGCCCUUCAACAACUUCCAACACCUCUCAUCUGCUCAGCUGUUGGACGGACUGGAUGUGUUGCAGAGAAACACCCUCACUUCUCUAAAGCAGGAUUUCAUAGCUCACAGCCUCAUUGGCACCUACAGGAACUUGACAGCUCAGGAUUUUACCAGACUGGGAAAUCUCACAUGCCUGGCGGACCCACAGGGCCUCCUCGUGUACAAAAAUACUAAGGCCUUCAGUGUCAUCCAGGACAUCGUUAUGAACUGCACUCGAGAGGGACUCCGUCCGUCCGGCUAUCUGAUUUCCAGUGUUUUGCUGAACAGCACAGAAUUUACGACCCCGUCCUUGCUCGGUCCCGGGCGGCUGGCAGAGAUCGGCCACCUCCUGCCCUCGCUGGGUGUGACUUUCCUACGGGGCGCCUCACCCUCUCAGCUGCUCGCUGCCCUACCUGCCCUCGCCUCCGUUUCAUUCAGCCCCGUACAGGCUUCCAUAAUUGUAGAAAAGAUAUCUUCAAUUACCCCCCUGAGCGCUCCGGGCCAGCUGCAGCAGCUCGGCUCCCUCCUGGUGGGAAUGAAGACGGAGACCUUGUUGACACUCUCAUCAGACAGGCUGCUGUCGUCUCUGCCCGCCGCCGCCCGACUCAACCCGGGGCUCAGCCCGCCCCAAGUCAAUGCUUUAUCUACCAAACUAUGGGCCUUUGCAGAUGUGAUUGGUUGGCAGGAGGAUGUGGAGCCGUUCCUCUUUUGGACGCCCCUUGUUAGCGUCCUGCCCAGGAUUCAGCUGCUUGUGAACAACAUCACCACUGUGUCCACAAAACACUGGAACACACAGCAGGCUAAAGCAAUUUUCAAAGAGGUGCUUGAUACGAAACCGAACCUAAAUGAAGCAAAUCUGCUGAGUCUGGGAACAGUGGGGCCGGGCGUCAGCUGUAAAGUUCUACAGGAACUUUUUCGUGCUGAUUCUUCGCCGCCUUCAGUGAGAAGAAUCCUGUCUUUCCUCAGACAGCAGCCCGGUCCUCUCCACACCUCACUGAAAAAGUGUCUGAUUGAGAAUCUGUAUCAGUUUGAGUUCUUCUUUGAGCUCAUCAAGGACCUUGGGGCCGAGAUUGCCCUGUCCAUGCCAGUGAGCACCAUCAAGACGUUUCCCACGGAUUUGAUGGACACCCUGAGGAGGACUAUUGUUCAGGACCCUCACCACUUUCUCUUGCUGUCUAGAAUAAAACAGGAGCUGCUCGUUGACAAAGUGGCACAGAGGAUGGGCAUGUACACUGGAGUGUUUACCGAGGAGGAGUUUCGUUCAAUGGGCAUUAUGGCAACGUUUGUGGUGGAUGAAGUUUUCAUUCAGAUUGACCGCAGCUUCUUCAUCAAGAAUCUGGACUUCCUCCAGGAGCUCUGCUACAGCAAAAGCAAGAUGGACAUUGUGGCCGGUAUCCUGCUGGAACCCGCCGCCUUUGGCCCAAUCAACAACUGGAACCACACAACACUCAGCCAGGUGGACCGGUUUCUCCUCUUCCUGCCCGACAACAGGCUGCAGGAGAUUCCCCUCGCGUUGAUGACUCUGUGGCGUAUCGAGAAGCUGUUCAUGAGUCACCACCGAUGGGAACGUGGGGAAAUUGGGAGCCGCUGUUCGAACGAGAACGAGCGUCAGAGAUCUUUUGAGAAGCGGCAGUUUGUUUUGCAGUUUUUCCUGGGCUUCCUGAAAAUAAAUGUGUUGUCACCGACUCCUAUGGUUCCUACUUGUGAGAUUCUGCACACAACAUCUCCCUCUGCGUGGACCCCCAACAGUCUGCUCAGCAUGUCUUCAUCGGCCUUCUCCAACUGUCUGGAGCUGAUGGGUCGUGACCCGUUCCUUGUAUCCUACCAGCGCAGCCAGGUGCUCCAAAAAGUCAAGCGGAUACACGGCGCCGUCCCGUCCUUCUCCCAGUCUGUGAUCUCUCAGUUGGGUGGUUUGGCAAUGGGACUGUCCCCAGAGGAGCUGAGCGGCCUGCGGUUGGCUGAGCGGAGCAGCAUCGCUGCUCUCGGUGCAUUCAGAGCAUGGAGCAACAGACAGCUCUCUGCACUGUUUGCCGCCGUGUUAAACUCCACCCAGCAGAGCCCCAGCCAGCUCGACUCCAGCACGCUGGUGGCGAUGGGACACAUCGUCUGUGGGGCAAAAACCACAGAGAUGAGUUAUUUCAAUCCUCUGGAGUUCAGCAAGGCGGUGCUCUGGCUGGGUCAGCUCAGGCUGUCCUGCUCAGAGGAGCAGCUGCUGGCUCUUGUUGAGCUUCUGACCAACCAGCUUGCGUUUGGAUCCAUGAGUUCAUGGGACACCGCUGUGUUCAUUGAGAUCGGCGUUCUGGCAGCUGGUCUCCCAGACAUGGCAAUGUCAGCUCUGGUUAGAGAGCAAAUAGAAGGAAUCACACCUGCGGCUGUCUCUAUGAUACCACCUGAUAAGUUUUCUGUGGUGUUUCACCAGAGACAGAUCAGCAUGUUCUCCUAUGAGCAGGCGGCUGCAGUGACCGUGGAGCAGCUCUCCGCUCUGUCAGACAUCCAGAGGACCGCUCUGGCUAUGGUGCUGACGCCAUGGGAGGACAGGCCUGUCGACUUCAGAGGGAAGUCACUGGGGCCGGCACUGAGCCACAGUCCUCUGUGUCUCACAGUGGGACUGCUGAUGCUGCUGCUGCUGCCCUGCCCGGGCACAUGACCCCCCUCACCUCCCCGGGAUCAGGAAACCCCUCCGCAACCACCCAGAGGAUGUUAUUCAUACGUGCAAAAUCAGCCCUUCAGGACUUCUUUAGUGUAUUUAAUGGGAUAGUCAUUUAUUCUCCAACUUACACUUAUAUACGCAUAUCAUAUUCAGCACUAAAGCGACUAAAUGUCUAAAUUCACAAUAUAAAAAAAAGUGACAGUAUGCAAUACAAAUAUUAAAAGUCAAACCAACACUCACACAAUCAUACUCAUAUAUACAUUUUGCUUAUUUAUUCAUUAAUUUAUUUUUGAUGUGAAUCCCCACAGACACUUAUGAUGUGACACCAUGCCUAGAAUAGCACCCCAAACAGAUUUACAUGUAGCAAAUACAAGUUGUGCAAAUAUACAAAGUUCUAUAUUUUUGUCAAAUUCUAUAAUAUUUGUGUUGGUUAGCAUCAGUCUUUUUUGCUGUGAAUUUUGUUGUGUGGGCCACACCUUCAGGUGUGAUAGAUUUGAGUUAUUAAACUGAAUUUGCCUCUGA